UGCGUGUGACUUUUUCCGGUUCUACUGUUCGCCCGCCGUUUCUAGCUCUACUUUUUUCUCCUGCCGCAGCACAGCGUGGAAUUUGUUUUGAUCGCCUAACUCUGAUCUCGUCGCGGAAUCGGCAAAAUAAAUGUUAAUUUGCUGUUCAAAAGCGGCACCGAUUUUGUUUUAAUGAACGAGCUGGCAGAUUGAUGCUAGGGAUUUGUUUCCCGUACGAAAUCUUUAUUGUGCGUAGAAGCACGACCAUGACGUGUGUUCUUCACCCGCCUCUACCGCCCCUGUCCCAGUUUCUUUUGGCUUACGAAUUCGUUCCACGUUUCCCCGCAGUUCGCAGUUCUGGCGGUUUUUGCUGGCAAUUGCCACGAAGUUUUUCGCCGAGGGAACGAUUGUUAAAAGCGCGCUCGACACAUCUCUGCUUCGUUCCCAAAUUGUUGCUCCUUGAUUAUCGCACACAGCAGUCUGGAUUUUGUCCUUCGGGAUGGGAGUCAGGCUCCGGUUUCCCGUCAUCGUCCACGUGUUUAGAACGAUCACGAAGCCGUACCACGCUAUGAAUCUUUCGACCAUCUUUCUUCCCUGUUGAAUGUAUUUCUACCAACAGAAAAGGACCGGUUCCCGUGUGAGGUUCGCGUUACGCAGAGUGCGUGCUGGGGAAUCGCGUGCCGUCCAAUGUGUAUGGCUCAUCCUGUCCGUUCAGUUUCGUUAUAUUUUAACAGCAGCCUGCCGACACCCGCAACACAGGCUUCCCCCGUCACCGGCGAGUCCGGUGCCGGACUCUCUCUAGCAUUUCUCCACUGGAGUUGUGUUCGGGUCAGGACCUCCUGCAGCUUCUCGCUCUCGCAUUUUUCUUUUGUGCCUCUCUUCUGACUUCGUUUCUUUUUGACUUUUCAACUUAACGUCACGCUGCUUCUCGGGAUUCUACCUUCAUCAUGCAUCAAGGGUCUGGCGCGGAGCGCGUCCCACAGGGCGGGGCGUGGGCGGCGCGUAGUUUCGAAGAUUCUGGCGAGACGCGUCGUUCUGUCCGAAGUGCGACGUCAGGCCACAGCGAAUCUGCCACUGGUGAGGGGGUGAGGCCUCUGCUCUUCCCCUCUAUCCCUGCGGCUGGUUCUGCCUCCCCAAGUAUCCAACACGUUCACACACCAUGCGUUGCCUCUCCCGCUGAAGACCUGUAUUACUCUACGUCUCAAGGUGGCGCUUUGAAUAGACCUUCUUCCCGAUCGAGACAGGCGUUGUUUCCUGUUCCAGAGGCAACUCUGGAUCCCUCUUCGGGCGUGGUGUCUCCUCACCCCUCGCCUGGAGGUCGCCCGUCUCGAAAUAGUUACCUUCCCUUUCGGGUGUCUAGGCAAAGUGUCGCUUCUCCGGCAUCCAGACACGAAGAAUCCGUUUUCCCCGCCGGAACGGAGGCUUCUGUUUCGGCGGCGCCUCCGCUCUCUGCGUCUUUCGCCUGGCGCGUGCUUGCGGAGCAGAGGCGGCAGCGCCACAGCCAGCUUUCCCUAGGUCAGGUGUAUGCACACCUGUACACUCCGGGAGCUUCGCGCAGUCCGUCUGCGCGCCUGCCGCCUCUCCCUCACUCCUCGCUUCGGCCCGCGUCGCUUUUGUCUUCAACCUCUGGAGGAUCGCUGGCGUCAUCCCGGCACGGUGACGAGAGAUCUCAGAACACGCCUCACGGUCGGGGACGGAGAAGCAGCCCGAGUCCGGGACUGGGCUGGGGAGCCGUACGCCGUUCGCGAUGGCGCCUGGGCCCGCCGUCCUCCGCUUCUCUUCCAUCGCUCGGUUCCCGACCGCCCACGCCUUCGUCGGGUGUAUCUACAGUCCACGGGUUUUGGACCACCGCGGGGACCCCGGGCGACAGGGACAUGUCCGCUGACGGCCCGGCCGUGGCGGUACCUCUGUCUGGGACCCACCGUGCCGCUUUCUCGUCACUUACGCCCGGUCCAGACACGCGCUUUCAUCCGUAUCGGCGAGGUGCGACGCCUGCCAGCUCCACAGGAUACCGAUGGUCUCUCAGCUCGACUGAGAGAGCGGCGGUCGAGUUCCAGCCCCACCCUGAUGCCCAGCUAGCGCAGGUGGCUUCGCGAAUUCCCGCGUCAACCAGCUCAUCCUUUUCGCCUGUUCAGGCUGUCGGCAGCUCUGGGGUUAUGCUCCAGUCAUGCCCGAGCGCCGGUUUCUUGAGCCAGGAUGGACCGAGUUCGACAAUCCAGGCGGACGAGGGAGAGGCAUACGAAGGGGGAGACAGAGCUUCCGGGGGACCUUCUGGCGCAGGCGGAGAGAUAUGGGACGGUGCGCCGUCUGCCCUGUCUAGCAGUGUCGCCGCGUCACCUGUGGACAUUGGAGAAGCGGCUGUCCAAGCACCGGAAGAGAAUGCCACCGACGUCGGGCAGGGGCCGAUGGCCCUUGCGAGUCGCUGGCUGCGGAAGUUGGUUCAGAGUGCUCGAGGAGAGGACACGACCUGGAGUGGUCAACAAGAGUUGCAGGAGGACUGUGGCACCUCGAAAUACCAACUGUCUUUCACGAGUCAGACCGACAAUCUGCCAGGGUUCCUCCCUCCAAACAGUUCUUGCUCGUUUCCAUCUUCCGUGGUUCUGCCCAUGUCGAACAGUGAACGUGGCAAAGCGGACGGAGAAGCCCUCGCUGGCAUCACAGCCGAGCGGCUUUGUGAAGGAGGCGAGAUGAAGAGUCGAGGCACAUGGCUGUAUCGUGCUCCCCCCGCAAAGAGGCUUCUCGCUUUGAAUGAAGCUGGAACGAGCGCGUACACUCCGGGGGAUUCUGGCGCGGAACCAGAUGCCUGGUUCGCAAAGGCCGGGGCUGAGGGACCCGCGUUCCCGAGCGACAGAGAGGGAUUUUUGUCAGCGGGAAAGACGACAAGAAGUCUGGUCAACCCGGACUACGCCCUCGACCCGUGGAGGGGUGUGUUUAGCGACAGCCAGGAGGCUCUCACCGCUUCAGCAGAGAGCGGCCGACAGAACAGGAACGUCGCCAUAGAGGCGGCUGGUCCUGAUGAUGGGCUCGCACCACGGUGGAUGGACGAACUCGUGAGUGCCAUGACGAUUCAGCAACGAGAGAGGCUGCUGUCCCCCGCUUUCUUCCGGCCUUUCACGUUGGAGGAAGUGGCCCAGUCGCUGGAGGAGCUCGUGCGGAUCUACGCCGACGACGAGGACAUCUGCUCAGACGCAGAAGAGAGUGAUGGCGCGGGCAAAGGCGUCAGUGAAGCACGGGAAAGAGCAAACGCAGGCAGAGUGUGUCUUUCCGCUUCUCUCUACAAAUCUGUUCACGCGUCGUCGGACGCAAGCAAGGCGUCGAACGCUUGGGGCAGUCCUCUGUCGUCUGUCAGCUCGAGUGGAGUGCCUCAAGCAGGCUCCGCCGUCCCGACAACUGUCGCUGCGGUGGAAAACAGCCAAGCGAAUUCGUCGGCUCUGGCACAAGGCUCCCGAACGUAUGAUGCCGAAACAAACAGGGACGGGGACGCUGCGAAGGCUUCUGGAGACGGGGAACAACGUGGAAGUGGAGAUUCCGCAGAGAGCGAUGUUUCGGGAGACAAGAACCGGUGCGAGGCUACGCGAAGGAAGUCGAAAGACAUCAGUCAGACUGAACGCGGCGGGCUUCUCUUUGCCUUCAACGCGGGUGUUCUCGCCCACCGCGAAAAACUUGAGAGCUUUGUAUUUCUGCUGAAUGUGCUGCGCCACCUGAAAGGCGUGCUCUCUGCGUGCCGACAGCCGGUGAGUGGACCGGACUCAGGUCGCCUCACGUUCGCGGCUGUCGCGGCCCGUGAGCUCUCUGGGUCCUCGGGAUUGUCCCUGGGUCGCCUCGAUUUCCUCGCCGACCCAGCCAAGACGAAACACGCAGAGAAAACCGCGUCCCAGUUUUGGGGCGAGCAGGCUGCGCUCAGCGCGCGUGCCCUGGUGGAGGCGCAAACGCAUGCGGGAUGGACUGGAGUGUGGCCGCUUCUGCCGCAGGACGCCCGCCGAGCCCUCGGGCGAGCUGUUGAACGGGCGCGGAGUUUAGACGCCGCAACCCAAGAGCUCGCUCGGGUGUAUCUUCACCUGCAGGAUGGAGAGUGGGAUUGGGGGCGCCCCCGUCGCUCCCGGGACUCGCAGAGGCCAGACGCGGUUUUGGCGGAUCAGCGGGGGUGUUGGGCGCCGAACGCGUCCUUGCCCAAGCGGGUGGAAAGGAAGAGUGCGGGAGCGCACGUGGAGAGAGAAUUCAUUCGCGUCAAGCGGCUUGGCGACGGCACGGAGCUAUGGCGAGUUGUCGAGAGGACGGAAGCAGCGCCGGGAGAUGGGCGAUCUCUUUCUUCAGGGGAGGACGCAGAGGAGGCACGAACAGGCUUUUCGUGGAGCGCGUUACUUGGUCAUGGCGUCCACCCGCGGGAGGAACUGAAAGGGUGGCAGUUGGCCGUCCAGACACUCUUCCAACACCCGGACGACGCUUGCGGCGGCGUUCGCCGACUCGCAGAAGACACAGGAAUUGCGGUCACCCCCAGUACGCUUGCACUCUUGGAGGAAGUUGAGAAAGAGUUAGGGGGACCUGUCAGAUCGCACUUGUCGAUGCUGUCGGAGGAUUUCUUGGAAAUUCUGUCUUCCCUCUUUCCCGGUCAAACCCCCCGCGUCGAGUGUAUCGACAUGCUGGCGGCGAUCCUGAACACCAUGGAUUUCGUUUCGCUCGGUGCUGCAGAAUACUCGUCGCUCGGUUCUUCUCCUGCUACCUCGAACAGUUUUGAAGCCGGUGAACUUGACAAACAUCCGCUAAAACAGCCUCUCGUUCACUGCGUCGAUGCCAUCCAUGUAGCAGAUGGAAUUCUGGAUUGGCGAACUCCCCGCAUGCAGACAGUGGUGUUGCAGCUCGUCCAAGACGCUGGAAUUCAUUUUCAGCGUCUGUGGAACCGCAUGACGGCGGCCACUGCUGGCAAUUCUCUUGGGGAACAAGCAGCUGAGGCGCACUUCUUGAUUCCUCUCUACGGGCCUUUUACUGCCUACCUCAUUGUGUUCAAGCUGGAAAGACUUCAGGGGUCGAAAACACCGACGACGAAGCCAAAUUCGUGUAGCGUUCGCGGAGAUGAAUGCCGCUGCACAUAUCAAGUCCUAGACUGCAUGGCUGCAGCAACCCGUAGGGACGCGGAAACACAAGAACGUCGCGCUGGAGAUGUCGAGACGCUUGCGUCUCUGAUCUCAACGAUGCUGUGGACUAAAGGAAGUUUGCGAUUUCUGAAAAAGGCUCCAGAUCCGGGCACGCUGGAGGAGAAGGUGAUGAUGAGCGUUUUGCCCUCUCCGCAGUCGCGGACGUGCGUCCCAUCGUGUAACGGUGUCUUGCCUAACGGCAGCUCAGUACAGGUGCUUGAUGAGACUCGUUUUUGCGAUGUUAGUCAAGAUACUCAAGCCACGAUCGCACUGUUGACGGACACCGGCAAGUUCACCCUUGAUUGCUGCGGCAUCAUCCUGUUGUUCAGCAUUGAGGCGUUCUAUAGCGGACAUCGCGCAGGCCUUCUGAAGCCAGCGGCUGUACCAGGUCUUCGUUUUUUGUAUGCAAGACGAAUCCUGGAAGUUUUUGUUUUGCGAAAGUCGUUGUUUCAUUCUUGUGCUCUGCCCAUGUUUUGCGCCGUUGAAAGGUCUUGCAGUGCGAGGAAGCCAAUAAUGUCUUUGGAUGCGCCAUCGCCUCCUGCCAGCGUUCGGCAAACGCUUUACUUGGGAGCAGGCGUUUGAGUGACCACAGCUUUCGACUGGCACCACGGCAUUCGGUCCUGAGCAGUAGCGCUGACUGUAGUGUAACCAAAGUGUCAAUCGCUGUGUUUUUAUUUGAGUCGUCUGCUUGGCACUGUCCCAUGACUUACAUGAGACAUAUUUUCCAUGUCACUCCGUCUGGGACAUUCGUGGUGAGCCAGCUGCAAGCAAUGUGGUGCAGCAGAGAAUUAUAACGUUUCUGUGGUGGUUUGGUGUGCACCGAGAGACGCAUUGGGGUUGAAAGAGAGGAGACUGGCUAUGGGUGGUACUGUGACACACGAAACAGUGGGAUGCACGUUGCUGUGAAACAAAUUGGCAGACAGAUGUGCUAUAUGUACGAUGCGAAGACAGGGGAAUGUUAUGCUCGAACGUUUC
Molecule: messenger RNA, 6086 nt
Organism: Toxoplasma gondii ME49
Lineage: Eukaryota; Apicomplexa; Conoidasida; Eucoccidiorida; Sarcocystidae
Exons: 7
Coding region: 927-5693 (1588 amino acids)
Source: RefSeq, a predicted model, not a curated record